GAAUGACAGAUUGGUAGAUAGGACUAGAAUAAUAAAAAUGUACUUAUCAUUUGUAAUCGAGUAAUUGAAGGGCUAUAAAAGCCAACUACAACCAAUCAAAAAAACGCAGUUAACAAAGGCCCACCCAAUGGAUAGUAUCAUGUCUCAGGAGAACAAUAUUAGACCAAAUUUGACACCUGUUUGGCUAACUCCGGAUUAUGUAGAGGAAAAAUUGUGUUUAUACUUCAAGGAUGGCUCCUUUAACCUGGAGAAUCUGGACAUUAAGCCGGCACUUGGGAAUGGGGAGAACUACUCCAGUGUGAUAACACGGAUCAAUGUGGAGUACACCACAAGGGUUUCACAGGAUUCGCAGACUGCCACGUUCCUGAUUAAGACAACAUUCCCGGGCAAAGACCCGGCGGUCCUCUUGCUGGCUGAUUAUGGAAUUUACACAAGAGAAAUGGACAUCUACGAGCACGUUCUGCCUUAUCUGGGAACAAUGGUAAGGAACGAGCUCGGAGAUUCCCGUAAGAUGUUCGCAGGUACGGUAAAUGUAGACCGCGAGCGAGACUGCAUCAUUUUUGAAGAUUUAUCGCUGGAGCAGUACAAAGUCGCUUGUCGGUUAAAAAAACUAGACUUGGAGCACACUCAUUUAGUUCUGGAGAGGCUGGCCAGUUUCCAUGCUGCUGGAGCAGUUCUCGCCGAAAGGAAACCUGGAGUCUUUGAAAAAAACUACGAUCGGGGAUUUUUUAACAAGCAUGUGCGGGGAUAUGAACCAAUUAUGAAGAAUCUUCUACAGGCUUUAUCCCGCUCCCUAGAACUGAGUCCCAGUCUGAAAGAAAAAUAUCAGGCAAAGAUAGAUCGCCUAGUCGAUAAUGUAAUGGAUUACGGCGAGAGAUCUACGUCUCCUAAUCCUGGUGACUUUUUAACUCUAGCCCAUGGAGAUCUUUGGACAACAAACGUUAUGUUUCAAUACGAUGGAGAGGGUCACCCGACCAAUGCCAUUUUAAUUGAUUUCCAGUUCAGCGUUUGGAACUCUCCGGCCAUUGAUCUGCACUACUUCUUCUCCACUUCGAUACAAGAUAAUCUUCGUUUAAAAAAUCAGACUGAGCUGGUUCAGUAUUAUUACUACAAGUUGGUUGAAUCCUUAAAAAAGCUGAAGUAUUCACGCCGAAUCCCAAGUUUAUUUGAGUUUCACUUACAGUUUCAGGCUAGGGCCUUUUAUGCCGUGUUCUCUUCAUUAAUCUUCGAGCCCUGUAUGCAGUACACCGGAAAAGAGGAGGCCUCCAUUGCCCAAGCUUUAUCCGCUUCCGAGAGUGGAAUCCGUUUCAGAGAUUCAGUCUAUGAGGCGGAUGCUAUCAGAAUGAAUAUGGUUUCAACACUGCCAUUUCUUGAUAAGUUGGGUUUGCUAGAUGAAUUGUAAUGUUAAGUUAAUAAAAAAUAUUAAAUCAGAUGUUGUUUAUCAGAA
Molecule: messenger RNA, 1447 nt
Organism: Drosophila eugracilis
Lineage: Eukaryota; Metazoa; Arthropoda; Insecta; Diptera; Drosophilidae
Exons: 2
Coding region: 128-1402 (424 amino acids)
Source: RefSeq, a predicted model, not a curated record